UGGACUUUUCACUGUAUUGUGGGGAUUUUUAUGGAAAAUGGCAUUGAGGCGGCCUUCGCUCAUCAUCCUUGCCCGGAAUGGACGCUCCCAUGGGACAGCUUACCAGACGCCAUGAACCCCACGGAAGGGAAAAUGUCAAACAUCCGCACAGUAAGGAAGAGGCAACAGCUGAAUAAUUUAGUUGCCAUGGUGACGCAGCUAGCCAAACCAGGAUUCACUGUGGUGGAUUUCUGCAGUGGAACGGGCCACGUGGGCAUCGUUCUGGCUCACGCCCUCCCACUUUGUCAGGUCAUUCUCAUCGAAAACAAGGAAGAAUCUCUGAUCAGGGCGCACAGUCGCAGUGUAGAACUCGGUCUACAAAACAUUGGCUUCAUUCAGGCAAAUUUAGAUUAUUUCACCGGACCCUUCCAAAUUGGGGUCGCGCUCCACGCGUGUGGCGUGGCGACAGACAUGGUGAUGGAACACUGCAUCCAGGCAGGCGCCGCGUUCGUCAUCAGCCCUUGUUGCUACGGCUUCAUCCAGAAUGCCGUAAAGUUCACCUUCCCGCGCAGCAAAAAGUUCCAGGAAGCGCUUAUUUACAAGGAACACAUGAUGUUGUGCCGUUUUGCCGACCAAACUGCUCCCCAGCUUCCUCCUGAGAGGCGACUCAUAGGGAAGCAGUGCAUGGGCCUCGUAGACUUGGACCGGUCGUGGUGCGCGGAAUCUCACGGCUACAGGGUGCAGGUGAUGACCAUGGAGCCGGAGACUUGCUCGCCAAAGAACAAUAUGCUGGUCGGAAGGCCCAGCGUUGAAGAUGGCCCUCACUAAGAGUGUGAGAGUAUCAAAUGGAAACUUGAUUUGCUUUUUUUUUUUUUUUUUUUUUUUUUUUUUAAUGUUGAAGGGGUCUACAGUCGUCACAUUUGCAUCAAUAAAGAUGGAGGCUUGUUCUUAAU
Molecule: messenger RNA, 932 nt
Organism: Hippocampus comes (tiger tail seahorse)
Lineage: Eukaryota; Metazoa; Chordata; Actinopteri; Syngnathiformes; Syngnathidae
Product: glutathione S-transferase, C-terminal domain containing
Exons: 9
Coding region: 31-807 (258 amino acids)
Cellular component (GO): cytoplasm
Source: RefSeq, a predicted model, not a curated record